Molecule: messenger RNA, 1101 nt
Organism: Pipistrellus kuhlii (Kuhl's pipistrelle)
Lineage: Eukaryota; Metazoa; Chordata; Mammalia; Chiroptera; Vespertilionidae
Product: olfactory receptor 2A12-like
Exons: 3
Coding region: 1-1101 (366 amino acids)
Biological process (GO): G protein-coupled receptor signaling pathway
Cellular component (GO): membrane
Molecular function (GO): G protein-coupled receptor activity; olfactory receptor activity
Source: RefSeq, a predicted model, not a curated record
AUGACAGGGCUGCUCACACCCUCCUAUCCACCAGUUCACAAUCCAGACCUGGAUUUUUUCAGUGGCCUCUUACUGCCCCCCUUCCUGGUGCACCCAUCAGCAGUUCUGGUAGAGAAGAAGGGGGCAGACUCCUCAUCAGGGUGCACCAGAGAAGUGGAACACAAUGCAAAAUCUAACCUGACCUAUGUGACUGAAUUUAUCCUUCUGGGCUUCUCCUUCAACCCCAGGCUCAUGCCUCUGCUCUUCUCAGCCUUCCUGAUGACCUAUCUGCUGAUUAUUCUGGGCAACAGCUUAAUCACCAUCCUCAUCUGCCUGGACUCGCACCUCCACACGCCCAUGUACUUCUUUAUUGGCGUCCUUUCUAUGUUGGAUCUUAGCUACACCACUACAACUGUGCCCCAGAUGUUGGCACAUAUGGCCAGCCAGAAGAAGGCCAUCUCCUUUGCCAGCUGUGUAGCCCAAAUGUACAUUUUCUUGGUUCUAGGUGUCACCGAGUCCUGGCUUUUUGCCAUCAUGUCUAUAGACAGGUAUGUGGCCAUCUGCCACCCACUUAGGUACAAAGUCAUCAUGAGCCCAUGGCUGUGUGGGGUCAUGGUCAUUUUCUGUGGACUCUGGGGUGUCAUCUCUGCUCUUGUCUACACUGUGUUUGCCAUGCGUCUUCCCUACUGUGGCCCCAAUAAGAUCAACCAUUUCUUCUGUGAAGUCCCAGCCGUCUUAAAGCUGGCUUGUGCAGACACCUCAGUCAAUGAUCGGAUAGACUUCAUUCUUGGCUUCAGUGUCAUCCUGAUUCCACUUUCCCUUAUCCUUGUCAUUUACGCCAAUAUCUUCAUUGCCAUCUUGAGGAUCCGUUCAGGCCAAGGGCGGCUGAAGGCCUUCUCCACCUGUGCCUCCCACAUCACUGUGGUCACCAUGUUCUGUGUGCCGGCCAUGGUCAUGUACAUGAAGCCUGGCUCUGAGGCCUCCCCAGAAGAGGACAAAAAGUUGGCCCUGUUCUACAAUGUCAUCUCUGCUUUCUUCAACCCCAUCAUCUACAGCCUCCGAAACAAGGAUGUGAAGAGGGCUUUCCUCAAGGUGACAGGCUGGGGUAGGGACCCAGAAUGA